Molecule: messenger RNA, 363 nt
Organism: Aspergillus homomorphus CBS 101889
Lineage: Eukaryota; Fungi; Ascomycota; Eurotiomycetes; Eurotiales; Aspergillaceae
Product: putative quinol monooxygenase
Exons: 3
Coding region: 26-352 (108 amino acids)
Source: RefSeq, a predicted model, not a curated record
AGAGACAUCUUAGAUAACAGAUACAAUGGCAUCCGCUGAAGUGAAUGUGACCGUCUUUGCCUAUCCUCAACCCGACAAGAUCGACGAGGUUGCGGCCCUUUGGAGUGAGCUUUCACGUCAAGUACAGGCCAAUGAGCCCGAUACCCUAUUCUAUUAUGCCUACGUCAAUCGAGAUCGGACCGCGGUCAUUGUCGUCGAGAGAUACCGCAACCAAGAAGCAUAUGAAAAACAUGGUCAGACGCCUUGGUUCCAGACGUUCAUGGCCAAGGCGGGGGGGUUGAUGGCCAAGCCUCUUGACAUUCAGCGGGGGAGUGGGCAAUUGCCCGAGUCAUCUAAGAUCUCCCGCCUGUAGAUCGAACUGCC